Molecule: messenger RNA, 2406 nt
Organism: Raphanus sativus (radish)
Lineage: Eukaryota; Viridiplantae; Streptophyta; Magnoliopsida; Brassicales; Brassicaceae
Exons: 3
Coding region: 27-791 (254 amino acids)
Source: RefSeq, a predicted model, not a curated record
GAAGAAGAGGCUUCUCUCAAGUGAGAAUGGUUAAGAAACCUUUCUCACUUGAAGCUCAAACUUUGGUCCUCAACAAAGCAGAGAAAAACAAACACUCAAAGGUAGUUAGCUGCUGCAAGAAUGAUGAUGGUGAUGAAGAAGCUGUUGUGCUUGAGUGGGCAUCCAAACACUGGUCACUUUUAAUCAUUCUGUUGACAGUGGUGAAGAUGGUGAGAGAAGAAGAAGAUGAAGAAGCUGCUGCUGAGCUUGAGUGGCCAUCCAAAAGCUGGUUCCUAUUAAACCUUGUGUUGAUAGCUGCUCAGAUGAUUAGAGAAGAAGAAGAAUUUGAAGCUGAGUUUGAGGCAUUGCUUAGAGAAGAAGAAGCUCAGGGAGGAUCAGAGGAAGAAGAAUUGGCUGAAGCCAUGGAAUCUUUUGACAGAUUCAAAGAUGUCAUGAAGACUAAAAUUCCAAAAAAAAAAGAAGAUAGAAAGGGGUUUUCUCUUUAUGACGACGGAAAGUAUAUGAGAGGCUUGGGAUACCACGCAGCCAAAGUCAUUCCAAACUACACGCCAGAAAGGGGUUUUGGAUCUGAUGACAAAGUUGUCUAUGUUAGUUUCUCUGGCUUUGUUUCCACGGGAAGGGCAUACCUCAUUGAAUUCUUAGACCAUGCUUUGGUACUUAGAUGGGUCAAGGAAAAGGGUGGUGUGAGGAAGGAGCUUGCGAGGACUCAUUACGUUGACUUAGUGGCAGAAGUUGACAACGAGACGGUGACGAUUCUCGGCGGCGGGGAGACGAGCUCCGACAGCGAGUAGAAGGCGGAGUAGUAGUAUUUUAUCGUAUGUUUUAAUUAUCAGCAUUUAAUGAUGUUUUAUCGGAUGUUUUUAUUUAUCAGCAUUUAAUGCUGUAUUAUCGGAUGUUUUAAUUAUCAGCAUUGCUGUUUUAUCGGAUGUUUUAGUUAUUAAUGUUGUUUUAUGUCAGAUUGAUAAGAGUCAGAACCGGAAUCAAAUGUUGUGUCUUAAACAGUAAUAGUCUAAACAGACCUUUAUUUGGCCAAGUUUGUAUCUGUUAUGCUUGUGUCUAGACUCGAUUUUGUUGCUUCGUUAUGAGUGGUGAGGAUGUUAAUCUGAAUUCUAGUUGAAAUCCUCAAUACUAUCCUGUGCGGUCUAUAUCCAGUUUGAUCAUUCCGUUUACCACCUUGCUACGGGUUGACCACAUUGGAGCUUGAUGUUUUUGUUGCAUGCUUUAUCAAUUGUGGAGCUAGAAGGGAUCUUGAAGAAACGUACUAUCCGGAGUUUCGUUAUAAAAACAGACUUUCAGAGUCAUGACCCUGAUGUAUAUUAUGAUGAUUCAUUACUCUGUUUUUUAACACUCGCAAUAUGUGCUAAUACGUAUGUAUGUCUGUAGAAAGACAGAUUCUUGUCUGAACUUUGAGAAAGAGAAAAAAAUGAAACUUUGUUAGGUUCUGUGGAUCAAAUAGUGAGUGACUAUGAUACUUUUGAUGUGUCUGGACUUUCUGCACAAAGCCAAGUCUCUGUGGGGAUGGGUUUGCUCGCUGGCUCAACCGUUAUGCUUCUCAAUGAUGAUAACUAAUAGGUCUUCCAACCGUGGAUCCAAAGGAGACGGCUUGCUUUUGCAAAAUACUAGCAUGUUAUAUCAGGAAUACUUAAGCACUUGAAACAACAUGCUUUGGGAAAGCUAAGGUCAGCCUGAUGAACAUGUCAUUCGAAUGUAAGUCAAAUGGAGAGAGCAAAUUUUGUUUUAGCACCUUAUUCGGUUUCACCAUGUUCCAUAAAGCUAUCUGUUUAUUAGGUGGUUUGAGACAAAUGAUGCUAACAAGGACGGGGACUUACUUAUCAGCAGCUGAUCUUAAGGCGCUUUUCAACCUGGAGACUUUACAAGAGAAAGAGGGGACCAUUCAUUCUUUAGAGCUGACAACCAUGUUUACAUUUUGGUUCCAUCAUUUUCUUAUAUUUUGAUAUCUUUAUAAUUGAUGAGUUGAUGCAGAACCAGAAGAAUUGGCUGAAGCUAUGGAAUCUUUUGACAGAUUCAAAGAUGUCAUGAAGACUAAAACAAACAGCAAUAGACUAAACCAAGACCCCAACAACCUCCUUCACCCUUCUCAAAAGCAUAGUAUUUGUUAAAAGAAGGAAGACACAUUAUUGAUACUAGUCACUCAAUAUAUCUUUUUGCUCUUUUUCAUUAAAUUUUCCUUCAUCUUUGGUACAAACCCAUCAUUCUAAAUCCUGAAUUCCACAAAAGCAACACAUGCAAGACUCUGUCCAACGAAAAUGACUCUUCUUCAUGAAUGUGGCUAAAAUAAGUGAUUAAGAAAACACGAGCAGUUACUGUUUCAAAUUCUCAAGUAUUAGCAAUGGCAAUGAACCUAAAACCUAAAUAACAAAUGUAUUAACAUUUCGAUGUAAAACC